CGUCUGUCUUACAUCCGUCACCAUCAACAGCGGGUCCUGGAAGAGGACGCUGCACUUAUGGGAGAAGACACAGUUGCAGACACAGAUAACAUAUAUCUUCCUGCAUCAUUCUUAGGUUCACGAGCUUGGUCUUCAAAUCAAAUUGCAGAUUCUCUCGCUGUGGCAGGAGCCCUGGGGAAUCCGACCUUUUUUAUCACUAUGACAUGUAACUCUUGUUGGCCGGAGAUUCAAGACCGUCUGCGUCCGGGGCAGACAUACGUUGAUAUUCCAUUGGUUGUGGUUCGCGUGUUCAAGCGAAAACUCGCCUGCCUUUUGCAGUGUCUCAGAUCUCUCUUCCCUAAUGUCGGUCGACCGGUAUACAUUAUUCAUUCAAUCGAGUUUCAGAAGCGCGGGUUACCUCACGCUCACAUUCUAGUGAGGUAUGACACGGAUUGUGUUCUU
Coniophora puteana RWD-64-598 SS2 is the source of this 441-nucleotide messenger RNA. RefSeq lists its product as uncharacterized. The annotation marks the transcript as partial. NCBI's taxonomy places the organism in Eukaryota, Fungi, Basidiomycota, Agaricomycetes, Boletales, Coniophoraceae. The record is from RefSeq and is a predicted model, not a curated record. The transcript has a single exon.